Messenger RNA from Stylonychia lemnae, 2079 nucleotides. NCBI's taxonomy places the organism in Eukaryota, Ciliophora, Spirotrichea, Sporadotrichida, Oxytrichidae. The record is from the annotation of a GenBank genome assembly.
AUGAAUAUAGAUGAUAACAUAGUCGUCGAAUUAAACUAAAAUAGAAAAUUAGACUAGAGCUGGCAUGAUUACUAAGAUCAAAAUAUUGUAACUGACUAGCAGCCUCCAGUCAAUCAAACACCAACUUUCUAAAAAAUUCUUGACAUAAGAAGAUCAAGUAAUAUGACGAAAAGCAGUGUGAUAGUAUAAGAUCAGUCGAAUAACUUAUAAAAUUUUUACAAGGCAGAGAAGGAGGAUGAUAUGGGUUAAUAAUAGCAAGUUAGUGGUGGAUUUGGUGACUCCCAGGAACUUGAUGAGGAAACCAUUUAGUAAAUGCUCAAACAAUAACAACAAAAAAUUCUUGCUUAUUAAUCACUAACAUAUAGAUAAAAGCAAUUGAGCUCUGAAAAAAGUCAUAAGAAUAAAUGGGAAGACGACACAAUUACAGAGGACUAUCAAAUGGAGAGCACCACAUUCUAGUUCGAGGAGAUAAGGAAAAAUGAAAGUUUUGGCAUAAAAAAGUAUGCUGAUGCGAUAUAUAGAGGAGAAAUCGUGAAUGGCAAAAGAAGCGGUAGAGGAAUCAUGCUUUACAAGAAAAAUAGAGUAUAUGAAGGAGAAUGGGUGAAUGAUGUAAGAUAAGGCAAGGGAUAUGAGAGAUAUUAAAAUAGUAAUAAGUAUGAAGGUGACUUCUUCAACGGAAAAGCACAUGGCAAGGGUGUAUAUUCUUGGGCUAAUGGAGAGAUUUACGACGGAGAGUGGAAAAUUGGAGUAAAGGAUGGCUAUGGAAUCUGGAAGGGUGUCUUUGGUGACUCCUACAUUGGAGAGUGGAAGAACUCAAAAGCUGAUGGCUAUGGAGUGCAUCAAUGGAAGAAUGGCGAUAGAUACGAAGGAGAGUGGCAAACUUGCUUGAAACAUGGUUAAGGAACUGAUAUAUUUGCAAAUGGGGAUUCUUAUACUGGUCAGUAUACCUAAGGAAAGCCAGAUGGUCAAGGCUAAUACAAAUGGAAAAAUGGGAGCGUGUAUAUUGGCGAAUUCAAAGAUGGGCUAAAACAUGGAAGAGGUAAAUGGCGCAAAUUGCAAAACGUUCAAAAUUGUAACAGCUAUGAUGGGGAGUAUUAAUACGACAAAAAGAAUGGCUAUGGUGUAUUUACUUGGGAGAGUGGUAAUGUUUACAAGGGAAACUACAAAGAUGAUGAGAGAGAUGGGUACGGUGAGAUGUUUUGGAUCGAUGGCUCUUACUACUAAGGUGAAUGGCGUAGAGGAAUUCAACAUGGACAAGGCAAGAUGACUUUCCCAGAUGGCAGUAUAAAGGAGGGAUUAUUUGAGAACAAUGUCUAUCAGCAACAACUCUAAGUUCAAACUAUUCAAUCUCCAAUUAUAAUAGCUCCUAAACAAUAAUAAAUUUCAGAUGAAGUAUCUUUGAUUGUAGAUGAAAAAGCGACUUUGAGUCCGAAUGGCAGUGUAAUUGAAUCAAAAAGUGUCACUUCUAGGUCUUCUAAUAUAAAUAUAAGAGCUAUUAGCAGAGGAAAGAAUGCCUCAAUCAUAAGGCAGAUUACUGGCACAUCAAACUUGUCAUUUCAAACCAAUUUCAAAAAAGCUCCUGAUUUUUUGAAUCCAGUUUAGCCACCUAUUAAGAAGGAAUAAUUAAAUACAUCUAACGAAUAUGAUUAUGGUUAUGGAGGAUAUAGCUCCCCAGGUCAAGACUCAGAUUCAACUAGAGUGUCUAAUAUUCUGUAUAGUAAAAUGUCUGUCUAGAAACCCUACACAAACAGAGAUCAAGUCAAUCUUAGUAUGAUGUAGAAACCAGGCAACAUUAAAAUGGCUUUGAUAAAUCAGCAGGCCCUCAAUAAUUCCUCAAAUCAAGGUUACCAUAGUAACAAUGAACAGGCUAGUUUUCUGCCUGAAAUCAAGAGAGUUUUUAGCAAAAGCUCGUAGAGAACUUAAGUAACCUAAUUAUCUGAUCAAAGAAGAGCUUCGCCUGAGGCUAUUGCUCUCAUGAUGAACAAUCUCAAAAACAAUAAAUAAAAUAAACACUGGGUUCCUGGUGGAACAAACGGGAACAAAGAAGACUUAAGUAAAAUAAAAAAGAUCGUGUUCUGA